Pseudogymnoascus verrucosus is the source of this 1482-nucleotide messenger RNA. RefSeq lists its product as uncharacterized. NCBI's taxonomy places the organism in Eukaryota, Fungi, Ascomycota, Leotiomycetes, Thelebolales, Thelebolaceae. The coding region runs from base 71 to 1306 and encodes 411 amino acids. The record is from RefSeq and is a predicted model, not a curated record. The transcript has 4 exons.
UAUUCAGUGGUCGGAUAUCACGCUACGAACGGUCGCGAGCCAAUUGAGUGGGAUUCCGAGGGACUUUGCUAUGUCGGAUAUUUUCUAUGGGUUUCCCGAUGCUGUUUCAUUGGGUCUGCCGCCCGUCUCAGAUGAGGGGGUACCCAAAUGCGACUCACCGUGCUCCGGUGAUGACCUUCUCGAAAACCUAGCUAUAAGGCAGCCCAUGUGGCCUCCGAAGCAUAAAUCAUCAUACUCAAACAUCAAUUUCGAUCUUCUCGGACUCGUCGUGGAGAAUGUAACAGGUCUAGGGUAUGCCGAGUAUGUUGAGCAGGCUAUUCUGCGUCCGUUAGGUAUGGAUAGUAGUUCUUUCAUCAAACCUGAUGAUAGUGUUGGCGUACUACCAAGUGGCUUUAAUUAUUGGGAUUAUGAAGGAGGUGUGCAACGACCAACUGGCGGCCUCUAUAGCACUACCAGUGAUAUGUCUAAAUUCCUUCGCCACGUCCUCGCAACCCACAACACACUCUCCCCUCAGCUAAACUGGUUCAGCCCUGGCUCCUAUUCCGAAUCCCUAUCUUCUUACUAUGGCAUGCCGUGGGAGAUCUACCGCACCUCUUCAAUGCUUCCGUCCACCUUGCGCCCUGUGACAUUCAUUACCAAGGGCGGCUCACUGCCGGGAUACUUCACAUAUGUCAUCAUGGCGCCCGACUACGACUUGGGAAUAUCGAUUUUCACUGCUGGUCCCGCAGACCUGCUAGAUCUCAUCCGAGAGGCUGUCACAGUCACUCUCCUCCGCGCCGCCGAGGAAACAGCCCAGAGAGACCUAAACGAUCGGUACACCGGCAUUUUCGCCGCCGCAGCUCCACUGAACUCCACGCUUGUCCUCACACAAUCAGACACCAAGGCACUUUACAUCGACUCCUUCAUUUCGAACUCAACCGUCAUUCUUGAGGCUUGGCAGGGGCCCCUCUCGUCACUCACGCAGGGGGGCCCGUUUCGUAUCCAGCUCGUCCCGUCCCUCUCGUCUCGCGGGGACGACGCAGGCCGCAAGGGAGAGGUGUGGAGGGGAAUUUUGGUACCCGAGAAGAGGGGGACGGGGGCGUGGGAUGAUCAAUGCAUGACUAAUUAUGAUCCAUUGUCGUAUGCUAAUAAGCCGCUAUUAGAGGUUGUGUUCUGGGGAGGUGAGGGGGCGGUAAUGAAGGAGAUAGAGAUGGUAGGCUUUCGGGUGGUUUUGGAGCGGGUGGAGGGCGGAGGAGAAGGUAGGGAGACUCUUGACGUAAAUAAGGAUGGAUUCACGAAGGAAAAUGGACAAAAAGUUUUAGGGUAAAAGAUGGAUAUGAGGGAAACUCACCAUCACGGUCAAGUCUAAUGAUAGUGAUCCGCACAUGGCAUUCUUAUUGCAGCAGUUUCCUUGCGCUACGUUGCAGGUGAAGGGGUUCGUUGCACCGCAAGUUCCAUUCGGUGUGUUUCCAUUUAGCCAUGAAGGUGGGCCUGGAAUAGUAG